GGUUCCUGAUCGCAGGUCCUGGAAACCUGGGGAUCAUGGAUAUUGAAGCAUAUUAUCAAAGAAUUGGUUACAAGAACCCUAGGAACAAAUUGGACUUGGAAUCACUAACAGACAUUUUUCAGCACCAGAUCCGAACUGUUCCCUAUGAGAACCUUAGCCUUCACUGUGGGGAGUCCAUGGAGUUGGACUUAGAGGCCAUUUUUGAUCAAAUUGUCAGGAGGAAUAGAGGUGGCUGGUGUCUCCAGGUCAACUAUCUUCUGUACUGGGCUUUGACUACCAUCGGUUUUGAGACCACAAUGUUAGGAGGGUUUGUUUAUGGCAAUCAUAAUGACAAAUACAGCACCGGCAUGAUUCACCUCCUAAUACAGGUGACCAUCAAUGGCAGGAACUACAUUGUCGAUGCUGGGUUUGGAUGCUCCUCCCAGAUGUGGCAGCCUGUGGAGUUAAUUUCUGGAAAAGAUCAGCCUCAAGUGCCUUCCAUAUUCCGCUUGAGAGAAGAGGGAGAAACCUGGUAUGUGGACCAAAUCAGAAGACAGCAACAUGUUCCAGACCAAGAAUUUCUUAAUUCUGAACUCCUGGAAAAUAAAAUAUACCAAAAACUCUACUGCUUUACUCUUCAACCUCGAACAAUUGAAGAAUUUGAGUCUGCAAACACAUAUCUUCAAGAAUCCCCAUCAUCUGUGUUUUUGGACAAAUCAAUUUGUUCCUUGCAGACCCUAGAAGGUGUUCACACUUUAGUGGGCCUCAUCCUCAGCUCCAGAACAUACAAUUAUAAGGAAAAUACAGAUCUGGUAGAAUUUAAAGUUCUGACUGAGGAGGAAGUGGAGGAAGUGCUGAAGACUAUAUUUAAUAUUUCCUUGGGAAAAAAGCUUGUGUGCAAAAAUGGUCAUUUGUCUUUCACUAUUUAGAAUAGGGAGCAAAAAUCAU
Messenger RNA from Lepus europaeus (European hare), 927 nucleotides. RefSeq names its product arylamine N-acetyltransferase 2. Gene Ontology annotation, molecular function: acetyltransferase activity. Bases 36 to 908 code for a protein of 290 amino acids. NCBI's taxonomy places the organism in Eukaryota, Metazoa, Chordata, Mammalia, Lagomorpha, Leporidae. The transcript has 2 exons. The record is from RefSeq and is a predicted model, not a curated record.